Molecule: messenger RNA, 1161 nt
Organism: Racocetra fulgida
Lineage: Eukaryota; Fungi; Glomeromycota; Glomeromycetes; Diversisporales; Gigasporaceae
Source: the annotation of a GenBank genome assembly
AUGCCACCCGAAAUUUUUGACUACGAUUCAGAUCAAUCCAAAUUCAUAGAUAAAACGGUUAAUAAAGAUGCAGAUUUUAAUGAAGAUAAGGAACCAAUUCCUGUAGUUUUAGUUGAAGGGUUUAUGGGUCCAGGCAAACCUUCUUAUUGGGGUCCAUUACAAUCACUUUUAUCAAAUUCUUGUAAUAAUGCUAGUAUAGGUAAUAAUGCUAGCGUAGAUAAUAAUGCUAGCGUAGAUAAUAAUGCUAGUGUAGAUAAGACUGAAAGGAAACAACAUCCUAAGACUAGACGUUGUAUUUUCGUAACACCUGGUUGUGGAAGUUCUUUAUAUGAUAGAGCUGUUGAAAUUUUUUAUCAAAUUAAAGGUGGAAGAGUUGAUUAUGGAAAAGAACAUGCACUAAAAUAUGGCCAUUCGCGUUAUGGCCGUGAAUAUCCAGGUGUAACUAUUUGGAAACUUCAACAAUUACUCGCAAGUGAUUUUUUCCCAGCACAUUUUGAACCUCACCCUGAUAUGGUUCGAUCUCUUACAGCAGUCUCAUCUCCAUUUAAAGUUCAUAUUUAUGAAUAUUUUGAUAUAAAAUGGAUAAAAAAUUUGGCAUAUGAUUUCAAUUGCGAUCAUUGGAAUUUAAGUUUUAGAAAAAAUUUCAAAUCAAUGUGGGAUGAAUAUAUUGGAGAUAAAUCUAUUUCAAAUAUUUCAAAUAUUUCAGGUGAUAUUUCAGGUGAUUCUGAAAGUCAAAAAUUGGAGAAAGAAAAAACAUAUGGUCUAUUACAAUGUUUAAUCAAAAGUCCUUGGGUAUCUUAUGAAGAUAACGCACCUUAUGAUAUGACAAUUCAUGCAAUGAAUGAUUUAAAUAAGAAAAAUCCAGAAAAAGAAUUACCUAAUUGGUACGAAAAUGAUGGUGUAUGUCCAAAAAUGUCACAAAUGCAUCCCGGUGGAUUUGAAUGCAAUGAUGGAAUGUGUAAACAUCAUAAAGGACUUCCAAAUCUUAUCGAUGACGAAAUAGGAAAAAAUAAUUUAAAAUAUGAACCAGGAAAAUGGGAUGUUUGGGAAAUAAAAUCCAUUUCACAUUUUGGUCUUAUUCCAGUUUGGUAUGGAACUGAAACUCAAGAAUUAUUUUUCAAAGGAUACAAAGAAUAUUUAGAUUGUUUGGAUAAACUCGAU